AUGGACUACGAUGUUAUCGCUAACCAACCAGUGGUAAUUGACAAUGGCUCGGGUUCUAUCAAAGCUGGUUUCGCUGGGGGUCAGUCUCCAAAGGUGCGCUUCGCCAAUUUUGUUGGCCGACCGAAGCAUACUAGAGUGAUGGCAGGGGCGUUGGAGGGCGAUAUGUUCAUAGGUCCGAAAGCUGAGGAAUAUAGAGGGUUGCUUACUCUCAAGUAUCCAAUGGAGCAUGGUAUAGUAACUGAUUGGAAUGAUAUGGAAAAAGUUUGGCAGUACAUCUAUAGUCAGGAACAGAUGAAUAUUUUUCCAGAGGAGCAUCCUGUUCUUCUUACGGAAGCUCCUUUGAACCCGAUGAAGCACAAAGAAAAGGUUUGCUUCAAAUAA
This is a messenger RNA of Strongylus vulgaris, 381 nucleotides long. The record is from the annotation of a GenBank genome assembly. Lineage: Eukaryota; Metazoa; Nematoda; Chromadorea; Rhabditida; Strongylidae.